UCAAACCAAGAACUCAAACUCAACUCAACAUGAAGGUCUUCAUCUGCUUGAUUGCCACUUUGGCACUGGUGCACGCUGGACAACGCAGCGGCGGCGGUGGUGGCGGUUACUUGCCUGGCGGUGGACGCGGAGGCGGUGGCGGCCAUGGUGGCGGACAUGGUGGCUUUAGAAACGGCGCUGGACUUACCUCGCAUGUGUCGCAGUCGCAUGGCCAAACCAAGGUGCACAUUGGUGGUGCCGGUGGUGGAGCUGGCGGUGGUGGUGGCGGCGGCUGGCAAGGAGCUGGACGCGGUGGCGGCUGGCAAGGAGCAGGCGCUGGAGCAUCAGCUGGCGCUUAUGGUGGUGGACGCGGCGGCGGUGCUGGUGGCUGGAAGUCUGGCGGCGGCGGCGGUGGCGGUGCUGGUGGCUGGCAAGGCGCUGGUGCUGGCGGAGCAGGCGCUGGUGGCUGGAAAUCCGGCGGCGGCGGUGGCGGUACUGGCGGCUGGCAAGGAGCUGGAGCUGGCGGCAAUGCCUGGGGCCCACCCGCUGAAUUCGACUACAGUGUGAACCAUGGCAGUGCUGGUGCUGGCGCUGGAGCCGGAUCUCGUGGUGGUGCCGGCUGGUGGAACGACUAA
Molecule: messenger RNA, 614 nt
Organism: Drosophila busckii
Lineage: Eukaryota; Metazoa; Arthropoda; Insecta; Diptera; Drosophilidae
Product: glycine-rich protein DOT1
Exons: 2
Coding region: 30-614 (194 amino acids)
Source: RefSeq, a predicted model, not a curated record